UGUAGCUUUAUGGAGAGGUCCGAUAGGGAAACUGCAGGCAGGACUCAAGGCUGCAUCCCUGCAAUUUUAGAGUGAGGAGUGGGGACGCUAACAAACAGGGCAUUUCUUCGUCUAAAUUAACCAGAAGCAGCUACAACAGUGCCUCUAAAAUAAGCUUUUUUUAUGUAAGAAGGCAAUGAUUGACAGUGUCAUUUGUUCUAAUGGGUGACACUUUGUUUUGAGGGCAAAAAGCUAACCAAUAAGAAAUAUAACUUGACGCCUACUUGCUAUAGGAGACAGAAUUCAAAAAAGGUCGAACAAUUGAUAAAAUCGAUUGCAAGUAAUACUUCACAGUUCCGCAAGUGAGACCUUUAGGUUUAGUGGAGAUACAUGCUGACUGGAACGGGAAAUAUACUUAAGGCACUGAACAGACAAUGCAACUGGCUUGAUAUUGCGAUUAAAUGUUACCCUUUUUGUUAUGUUCUUCGUCACCUGUUAUUUUUGAUAUGUUACUAAUUGCAUAAAACAGAAGUGGACGGACCAGUCACUCAGGGUAACAAAACCUUCCUGUUAAUGUGCAUGGAGAGAAGACGCAGUAGAGGCUGGCAGGAAUAACUUGGGCAAAGAAGUGGUGAAGCCCUGUUCCUGUAGGAAACGAAGUGCCACACGGAAAGGGUUACACUUACUGCAAAAGCCUGGGGUAUUUUUGCAAUGAGUUUAGUAGGAGGAUUUCCUCACCACCCAGUGGUUCACCAUGAUGGCUACCCAUUCGCUGCUACAGCCGGUCGCUGCCACGAAGAGAGCCCUUAUUUUCAUGGGUGGCUUAUCAGCCACCCUGAGAUGUCUCCUCCCGACUAUAACAUGGGACCAUCUUACAGCCCCGAGUAUGCAAACGGUGCCGUUGGACUAGACCACUCUCACUACGGGGGGGUGGCGGUGGGCUCGGGCCUGACGGCGGGGCGGCCGCCUGUAAAGCGGCGCGGGACUGCAAACCGCAAGGAGCGACGUCGCACACAGAGUAUCAACAGUGCGUUUGCAGAGCUACGAGAGUGCAUCCCAAACGUGCCUGCAGAUACAAAACUGUCUAAGAUCAAGACCCUGCGCUUGGCAACCAGCUAUAUUGCCUACCUCAUGGACCUGCUUGCCAAGGACGAGCAACAGGGCGAAGCGGAGGCCUUCAAAGCAGAGAUUAAGAAGAGCGACGUGAAGGAAGAAAAAAGGAAGAAAGAGCUGAACGAAAUCUUGAAAACUUCGGCAACCAGCAAUGAUAAGAAAUCAAAAGGGAGGACUGGCUGGCCACAGCAUGUAUGGGCUUUGGAACUUAAACAGUGAAAGUGGAUAAGUUAUAAGAACUGAAAGGACAAACAAGACCCAGAAUGCCUAUGUGUGUAUCUGUUCUGGUAACUCUUUGUAGUUGGAAUCAACCUUAUUUAUGUGCAAUGCCCCCACCCUAAAUGUGGAUAUUUGAAGAAACGCAUUCCAUAUUUUAACAUGAAGAGGAGACUUCAAGUUGGUAAGGGGUUCUGUCCUCUCACAUUAUGAUUUUCUUUCUCUUCAGGUGUAAAUAUCACCCAACUAGAGACUUUCCCUUGUAUUAAUAUGUAUGUGAAGUGUAUUUUCAAAUGUUGGGUGUUCUUGGAUAUAAAUAUUCAUUGUCUUGUAAAGUUAUAUUUCAGAAGAGACAGAAGCAUCAGUGUUUACUUUGAUAUUGUUAGCAAUUGUCUGUUUGUCACGUUUUGUGUCUUGCAGUAUUAUAAAUAAUUGCGUGAUGUUUCAAAAACCGUUCUGUGCACUUCCGUCCGAAAUGGCAUUUAGUUAAAUGUUGAAGUUGUAAGUGUUGUUGUACUUGUUCAAUAAACCACUGUGUUUCAAUAA
Messenger RNA from Protopterus annectens (West African lungfish), 1854 nucleotides. It is a transcript of the gene HAND2, whose product is annotated as heart and neural crest derivatives expressed 2. Gene Ontology annotation, molecular function: RNA polymerase II transcription regulatory region sequence-specific DNA binding; protein dimerization activity; DNA-binding transcription factor activity, RNA polymerase II-specific. Bases 691 to 1311 code for a protein of 206 amino acids. Lineage: Eukaryota; Metazoa; Chordata; Ceratodontiformes; Protopteridae. Gene Ontology annotation, biological process: heart development; regulation of transcription by RNA polymerase II. The record is from RefSeq and is a predicted model, not a curated record. The transcript is spliced from 2 exons.